GCUAUGGCAACUGCCGGGAAACACACUUUCCAUGCUUUAUAUACGGCAUGCUGAGAUUGUGAUGAGCCGCGUGGUGGCGCCGCAAGCUAAGAAGACACAUAAAAGAUGGGCGGAUACUCUAGUUCCCCACAAAAUAGCUCUAAAUAAGUCAAGGAGAUAAGAAGCUUUCUUAGCUCGACCUGGAGGAAGGCUCCGAGGUGCUCACAUUUCUGAGAUACCAGACAGACGGACUAAAGUAGUAGCCCCGGAUUACCGUUUGCAAUCGAUCGGGCUACACCGAUUGAGAAGAGGGAAUCAAAGGAACUAUGGAGCAGGAAGGGGCGACGAUUCCGCAACCAAGGCAAGUUCUCUUUCUCCUUGUUCUUCUGGGUGUGUCUGGGACUGCCUCAAAGCCGCAGCAGUUUUCUGUAGUGGAGGAGAUGGAGAGGGGCUCCUUUGUGGCCAAUGUGGCAAAGGCUCUUGGCCUGGAAACGGGGGAACUGUCAGAUCGCGGGACCAGAGUCGUUUUCAAAGGGAACAAAGAGUAUUUGCAGCUGAACCGCAGAACUGGGGAUCUGCUCUUGAGAGAGAAACUGGAUCGGGAGGAGCUGUGCGGCCCCUCUGAUCCCUGUGUGCUCCCUUUUAAAAUCUUACUGGAAAACCCCUUUCAGAUUGUUCCAGCUGAAUUAAGUGUACUGGACAUUAAUGAUCAUUCGCCAGUGUUCCUAAAAUCUGAGAUGCUCCUAAAAAUCCCAGAGAGCUCCUUGCCUGGGACUGUGUUUUUGCUAGAAAAUGGGAAGGAUUUAGAUGUAGGAAGCAACAGUAUCCAGAACUACACAAUCAGUCCCAAUUCCCUUUUCCAUAUUCAAAUUCGAGAAAACAGUGAGGGAAAGAGAUAUCCAGAGCUUGUACUGGAUGAAACACUGGAUCGAGAAGAGCAGUCUGAGGUCAUUUUAACUCUCACUGCAGUGGAUGGGGGAGUCCCACCAAGGUCUGGAACUGCCCAGGUCCGAAUUCUCGUAGUGGAUAUCAAUGACAACGCCCCAGUGUUUGCUCAGCUGCGUUAUGAGGUUAAGAUCCCUGAGAAUAGUCCCAUCGGAUCCAAGGUUGUCACAGUUUCUGCCAGAGAUUUAGAUGCAGGAAAUUAUGGAGAAAUAUCUUACGCUUUUUUGCAUGCCUCUGAAAGCAUUCACAAAACAUUUCAUCUUAAAGAGGAAUUAGGAGAACUUUAUUUAAAGGAAAAAGUGGAUUUUGAGUCGACUCAGUUUUACACUAUAAAUAUCCAGGCCACCGAUGGUGGGGGCCUUUCAGCAGAAUGUACUGUUAUUGUUCAGGUGGUAGAUCUGAACGACAAUCCUCCAGAGCUGACUAUAUCUUCACUUACCAGCCCCAUCCCAGAAAAUUCUCCUGAGACAGUGGUUGCUGUCUUCAGUGUUUCAGAUCUGGAUUCUGGGGAAAAUGGAAAGAUGAUUUGUUCCAUCCAAGAUGAUCUUCCCUUUUCCCUGAAACCUUCCAUUGAAAAUUACUACAUGUUGGUAACAAAAGGAGCACUGGACAGAGAGUACAAGGCUGAGUACAACAUCACAAUUACAGUGAUGGACUUGGGAUUCCCGAAGCUCAAAUCUGACUAUAAUCUCACCGUGCUUAUCUCUGAUGUCAAUGAUAACUCUCCAGUUUUUACUCAGAAAGCCUACAAAUUGUACCUUCAAGAGAACAAUAGUCCUGCCCUCCAUAUUGGCAGUGUCAGUGCCAGUGACAGGGACUCAGGAAUCAAUGCCAAAGUCACCUAUUCUCUGCUGCCUCCAGAAACUGGAGAACUGCCCCUCUUCUCCUAUAUCUCCAUCAAUUCAGAUAAUGGUCAUCUCUAUGCUCUGAGAUCUCUGGAUUAUGAAGCCAUCCAAGCUUUCCAGUUCACUGUGAGGGCAACUGAUGGUGGCUCUCCAUCACUGAGCAGCCAGGUUCUGGUUCAGAUUGUGGUACAGGAUGAAAAUGAUAAUUCUCCCUUUGUUCUGUACCCCUUGCAAAAUGGCACAGCUCCCUGCAAUGAUCUGGUGCCCAGAACUGCAGAGCCAGGUUACCUGGUUACCAAAGUAGUAGCUGUGGAUAGAGACUGGGGGCAGAAUUCCUGGCUUUCCUAUCAGCUGCUCAAGGCCACAGACCCGGGCCUAUUCACUCUGUGGGCCCACAAUGGUGAAGUUCACACAGCAAGACCCAUCAAUGACAAAGAUGCCAUCAAGCAGAGGCUCCUGGUGCUGGUGAAGGACAAUGGGCAACCACCUCUGUCCACAAUGGCCACAGUAAAUGUAUUCUUGGUGGAUGGCUUUUCUGAGCCCUACCUGCAGUUACCUGAUGCACCUAAGGAGCAGAUCCAGACUGACUCCCUAACUACCUACCUAGUCAUUUCCUUGACCUCUGUUUCCUUUCUUUUCCUGGCCUCUGUUAUUGUGUUUAUUGCCAUUCGCCUGUGGAAAAGGAAGAAACACACCACUGACAUUAGUCGCUUUACUUUAAAUGGCCUCUUCCCAGGUCACUUAGUGGAUGUCAGCAGGACAGGAACCUUGUCCCAGAGUUACCAGUAUGAGGUGUGUCUGGCCAGUAGCUCAGGAAGCAAUGAAUUUAAGUUCCUAAAGCCUGUUAUUCCCACUCUUCCAACUUUGGAAGGAAAUGAAGACUCAAUUGAAAACAGCCUUAAAGAAUAGCUUUUGCCAGAAUUAGGGUUUGGCUCAUGCUUCAAUGCAUAAAGGCCAGAUUUUAUGACCUCUUUUCCUUCCCCUCUUAUUAUUUGUCUUCUUUCCAUAUUUCCAUAUGAUUACAUUUUAUCAUAAUGUUUUUAUAUUCUCUCUUUUUCCUUCUACACAUAGAUUUUCUUUUUUUUCUUGCAUUCUUUCUCUAUAAAUCUUUUUCUUCUUCCUCCUUUUGUUCCCCUUAGGUCUUAGACUCUUUCAUCAGUUACCCCAUUUUUAAAAAAUGAGUGAACUGUCAUAUGUUCCCUUCCUCAUUUAUAAUUUUAAAUGUAACAUUUUUCAAUCAAAUAAUUCAGCAAAUGUUUUUCACGUGUUCACAUUUAAUUGUGACUCCAUAGUCUUACUCAGAGUUAUCCUAUCUUGUAUCUCCUAGGAAAAAAAUAUUUUCCUCGGUUUCAUUCUUAUUGUGUGGAUAGAAACAGCUGAUAUUCUCCUGAAGGACAAUCUAGACAUCUUUCCUGACUUUCUAUGCCUUCUAAAGUGAAAAAUGUUCUGAAAGAUCUUGUAAUCUACUAGCUGUGACCCCUAUAGCUUUUACAAUUACUCACAUAUUUAAAAAUAUAUUUUUAAAAAGCAAUCAAUCUGAUAUAAAUUAAACAUGUGCAACACUUUUAAACAUAUUUGUCAAACUGAGCAAGAAAAAUCAUGCCAAGAAGGAAAAACCACCAGAAAGAAAAAGCAAAGAAAAAGACAAAAAAAAUGGUGGAAAUGUUAUGUUUUCAUCCACAUCCAGUCUCCAUAGUUCUCCUUCUGGAUGAGGAUGGCGUUUUCCAUUGGAUUUUGUUUUUAAAUGGUGCAUAGAUGUUACUGAAAAUAUUCUUAUUUGUGGUUUCUGAUGUCAAUCUCCUAAGUAAUGCCUGUUUUUAGAAACUAAUUAGGACUCCUCAAGAGCACUAAAAUUUGGAAGAAAAAAUUGCAAGAAUAUAUUUUAUGAAGACAACUCUACUGUAAAUUCUUGUAAAGAAAGACUAUGUGCUGGUUUGUGAAACUGUGAAAUACUAAGUGCAAACUUCUUACCAUCAAAUAGUCCAAUGACAUUAUACAUUAAUAAUUAUUUCUAAUCUUUACAUGUCUUUAAUAAAAUUUUAAGAAGUGAA
This is a messenger RNA of Antechinus flavipes (yellow-footed antechinus), 3820 nucleotides long. Its product is annotated as protocadherin beta-2-like. Gene Ontology annotation, molecular function: calcium ion binding. The record is from RefSeq and is a predicted model, not a curated record. The transcript has a single exon. Gene Ontology annotation, cellular component: plasma membrane. The coding region runs from base 306 to 2678 and encodes 790 amino acids. Lineage: Eukaryota; Metazoa; Chordata; Mammalia; Dasyuromorphia; Dasyuridae. Gene Ontology annotation, biological process: homophilic cell-cell adhesion.